AUGGCUGCCGACCGAGACGGAGAAGUGAGGUGGGACGGGCUGCGCAGCAGGGAUGCUGGCGCCAGAGACAGUGCCCUGGAAAACAUCAGGCAAGCGGCCCUGAAGAAAAGCGAGGCCGUGGUUCGUGUCAAAGAAAAACUGUCUCCUCCAGUGGCAGAAGGGCUCUUGCCUUCUGCGCAGGGGGCUUCAGAGGGGCUGAACGAGAUGCUGGCGCGCCUGCUGAUGCUGUCCAAAAGGUGUCCCUUCAGAGAUGUGAGGGAGAAGAGUGAGGCCAUUCUGAGGAGUGUCCAGGAACUCGGAGUUAGGAUUCCUAGACCACUGGGACAAGGACCAAGCAGAUUCAUCCCAGAGAUGGAGAUUCUUCAAGUGAGCACUGAAGAUACCCAAAUGCAUGCAUUGUUUGCAGAGUCUUUUACAACUUUAGGGCGUUUGGACAAUAUUACCUUAGUGAUGGUUUUCCACCCACAGUAUCUAGAGAGUUUUUUGAAAACUCAGCAUUAUCUGUUGCAGAUGGAUGGCCCGCUGCCUCUUCACUAUCGACACUACAUAGGUAUCAUGGCGGCAGCUAGGCACCAGUGUUCUUACUUGGUUAAUCUGCAUGUCAGUGACUUUCUUCAUGUUGGGGGAGACCCUAAAUGGCUGAAUGGUCUAGAGAAAGCCCCUCAGAAACUGCAGAAUUUGGGUGAAUUGAACAAAAUCUUGGCACACAGACCAUGGCUCAUUACUAAGGAACAUAUUGAACAACUUUUAAAGACCGAAGAACAUAGCUGGUCGCUGGCAGAACUGAUCCAUGCCGUAGUUCUUCUUACACACUACCAUUCACUUGCCUCCUUCACAUUUGGCUGUGGAAUCAACCCUGAGAUUCAUUGUGAUGGCGGUCACACCUUCAGGCCCCCCUCUGUCAGUGACUACUGCAUUUGUGAUAUUACAAAUGGAAACCACAGUGUGUGUGAGACACAGGGCCCAGUUAGAAAUAUUCCGACUACAGAGCCUUCCUGUGAAGUGGAAGCACUUAUGGAAAAAAUGAAGCAGCUACAGGAAUGUAGAGAUGAAGCUAAAGCCAGCAAAGAAGAAAAGGCUACUCGUUUUGAGAAAGAGAAGAGAGAGAGCAUGUUGGUCUGUUGCUCAGAUGAUGAAGAAAUGGCACCAACAAGAGAUGUGUCUCGUCACUUUGAGGAUACCAGUUAUGGUUAUAAGGAUUUCUCCAGGCAUGGCAUGCAUGUGCCUACGUUGCAUGCUCAGGACUAUUCAUGGGAGGACCAUGGCUAUUCACUGGUAAAUCGUCUGUAUCCAGAUGUGGGGCAGCUGAUAGAUGAGAAGUUUCAUAUUGCAUACGACCUGACUUACAACACAAUGGCCAUGCAUAAAGAUGUGGAUACCUCAAUGCUUAGGCGUGCAAUUUGGAAUUAUAUCCACUGUAUGUUUGGAAUAAGAUAUGAUGAUUAUGAUUAUGGUGAAAUCAACCAGCUACUGGAUCGCAGCUUUAAAGUUUACAUAAAAACUGUAGUUUGUAUGCCUGAAAAAACCACAAAAAGAAUGUAUGACAGCUUCUGGAGGCAAUUCAAACACUCUGAGAAGGUUCAUGUCAAUUUGCUUCUCAUAGAAGCACGGAUGCAAGCUGAACUGCUUUAUGCUCUGAGAGCCAUUACCCGCUACAUGACCUGAAACAUUGGUUAACAAUGAUGGAAGGUGCAGCAUAUCUACCCACCAGAGGAUGGUAACAAGUUCCUGAAUCGGUGGUGGCUAAAAGCUACGAGCUCCAUCGUGCCAUAACUCCUUUAGUUUCUGCUCUUCCCUUGAUGGAAUGUUGCUG
Euleptes europaea (tarantolino) is the source of this 1813-nucleotide messenger RNA. It is a transcript of the gene SESN1, whose product is annotated as sestrin 1. The transcript is spliced from 10 exons. Lineage: Eukaryota; Metazoa; Chordata; Lepidosauria; Squamata; Sphaerodactylidae. The record is from RefSeq and is a predicted model, not a curated record. Gene Ontology annotation, molecular function: L-leucine binding; oxidoreductase activity, acting on peroxide as acceptor. The coding region runs from base 1 to 1665 and encodes 554 amino acids. Gene Ontology annotation, biological process: negative regulation of TORC1 signaling; cellular response to leucine starvation; regulation of response to reactive oxygen species. Gene Ontology annotation, cellular component: nucleus.